Protopolystoma xenopodis is the source of this 720-nucleotide messenger RNA. The record is from the annotation of a GenBank genome assembly. NCBI's taxonomy places the organism in Eukaryota, Metazoa, Platyhelminthes, Monogenea, Polystomatidea, Polystomatidae.
AUGUGCAAUAUGACAGUCCUGCUCAGCCAGCCCAAAAUCACCUAUCUGCCUUCUCCAGCCUGCCCGAUCUCUUAUUUUGGCUCGCCACCUCCGUUGGUCUCUCCAAUCUCUAGUUCUGACAAAGAUGUUCGGCUUGGAAUGCCAUCAAAUGGCCAUCUUCUCCGACCGGCCUGCACCAUGCCUACUGACCAGCAAGACAUUUCUCUACCUCCCAAAGGAGUAGCUAACGUUUUUCUGGAACUAUUCCCUCUUCAUAUCUGCUUACUUUCUAGUAGAGCGCAUGUUGGAGAUCUCCUUUCCUUAGCUCGCAGCCGCCGUGAGCCUAUGCAUCUCGGACCGCCCUCGUUGCCUAUUUCUCUUGCCCGGGCCCCCAGGGCUUCCAUUGACUUGCAAACCUAUUCAAGAUUCGAAGAGCCGUCUUUCUUAGGUCGGCCACAGCAGCACCCGUCCAACCGUCCUUGCCAGUCCCACAAUAAAAUUUUGGACUUUCAAAUUAACCAGCAAUCAGCCCAUCAUCUAGUCCCCGGUCAGCAAAAUUGCCUACCCAGCGAGAAGAAAGUAGUAUAUUCUCACUAUAAAGUGAUGCCGGACCCAGAUUCAGAUACGCUUAAAUUGCGGCAGCCGGCUUUAAGGCCAUCCUUAGAGACGUUUGACCUGUCAGUAAAUGUCCCUGCUGGACCGGGGAUCGACCAGGCUACAAAAGAUUUUUGUAAGUUCUAG